UCCCUCCCCUCCCCCUCCAACCACCAUUGCCAAAAGCACUCCUCCAUUCCUCUCUCUCUCUCUCUCUCUAGGUCCUCUCUCUUUCUCUAUACUUCACAGGAACGCCGCCGCAGAAACCAAGAAGAGAAACCCAAGACAAACUUCAAGAAACCACACCCAAGAUGCUACUUCAGAUCAGCCUCAACCUCAACCUCAACCUCAACCCAAGAACCACCACCUUGUCCCUACCCCUCCUCCUCCUCCUCUCUCCUCUUCCUCUUCCAUACCCACCUCGCCGUUUGCAAUGCCGUUCCAGUUCUGGGCACUCGCGGCGAGAUCGACGUGGCGCUGAAGCGGGCGCGUCCGCAGAGCGUGCGGGACUGCUUGUCGGAGGCGGAGGCGGAGACGGCGGCGGACGACUUGGAGGCCGAGGCCAGCCGGAGAGUGCUGCUGGUGCAGCAGAAGAAGUACAUCAGCUACGAGACGCUGAGGCGGGACAUGGUCCCUUGCACGACGGCCGGGGCGUCGUACUACAACUGCCACGCCGGGACGGCGAACCCCUACAACCGGGGCUGCGAGGUCAUCACCUACUGCGCGAGGAACAUUAGGGACAUCAAGACUUGAGGGGGCGGCACUGGCUGGCUGCAUGGUGGGUGUCUGAUCUUCGGUGGGGUUGUCGGUGGUAACCAAAUUUUUUAACUUAGUUUCUGUGUGACUGUCAUUGCCUCUCGGGAGUGCUUGUCGUUUGGCUGCAAUGUGGCGCUGUUGAUGUAUAUGUUGUGAUCCCAAUGGUGAGUCGAUCCGUGAUCACGAAGAAGAAGCGGCGUCUUUGGAAACCGAACCCUUCUUUAUUAAGUAUGAUGAUGCUCGACGAGCACCUGUUGACAUGACCCUGUCUAGUAUGUACACUACCAGUGUUCAAUAAUGUUGAUUCUUUGCUGGGGAUAAUGAGAUGCAGCCUCCCUUAUAAAGGGCUUUUGACGUCGAGAUUUGGUGAAUGAUAGAAUGGGUUUUUCAUUAUAGUAUUUAUGAGAAUAGUUGUAGGUAUUUUGCCACUGUAACUGUAUCCUAUUUCAGUUUCAAUUUGAAAAUUUGUCUGCUUGGCGAAGCACUUCUCAUUGUGA
Molecule: messenger RNA, 1103 nt
Organism: Eucalyptus grandis
Lineage: Eukaryota; Viridiplantae; Streptophyta; Magnoliopsida; Myrtales; Myrtaceae
Product: protein RALF-like 24
Exons: 1
Source: RefSeq, a predicted model, not a curated record